This is a messenger RNA of Carassius carassius (crucian carp), 2335 nucleotides long. Its product is annotated as electrogenic aspartate/glutamate antiporter SLC25A13, mitochondrial. Gene Ontology annotation, biological process: L-glutamate transmembrane transport; aspartate transmembrane transport; malate-aspartate shuttle. The transcript is spliced from 18 exons. The record is from RefSeq and is a predicted model, not a curated record. The coding region runs from base 92 to 2095 and encodes 667 amino acids. NCBI's taxonomy places the organism in Eukaryota, Metazoa, Chordata, Actinopteri, Cypriniformes, Cyprinidae. Gene Ontology annotation, molecular function: L-aspartate transmembrane transporter activity; L-glutamate transmembrane transporter activity; calcium ion binding.
CACAGCCGCUUCUGUCCCGCACGUGAUCUCCAUGGAAACGUCAUCAAGCUCGAGAAGUCGUCCUGCUGCUAGAGUUGUGCGCUAGCUGAGCAUGGCAGCAAAGGUAAUGAUAAAGAGGGCUGAUCCGGCAGAGCUCAAGUCCAUUUUCUUGAAGUAUGCCAGUGUGGAGAAGAAUGGAGAGUACUACAUGUCCCCAGAGGACUUUGUGUCCAGGUUCCUUCAUGCACUAACAGACAUAAAGCUUUCCAAGGAGGCCACUGUUUUACUGGCAGGUGUUGUAGACCAGACCAAAGAUGGGUUGAUCUCCUUCCAGGAGUUUCUGGCUUUUGAGGCAGUGCUGUGUGCUCCGGAUGCUCUCUUCAUGGUUGCCUUCCAGCUCUUCCACAAAGCUAGAAACGGAAUUGCCACUUUUGAGGAUGUGAAACAAGUUUUCGGUCAGACCACUAUUCACCAGCACAUCCCCUUUAACUGGAACUCGGAAUUUGUUCAGCUUCACUUUGGCGCUGAGAGGAAGAAACACCUAAACUACGGGGAGUUCACUCAGUUUCUGCUGGAGAUGCAGCUUGAACAUGCCAGGCAGGCUUUUAUGCAAAGAGACAAGGCCAGGACAGGCACCAUCACCGCUCUGGACUUCAGGGACAUCAUGGUGACCAUCAGACCCCACAUGCUCACACCAUUUGUGGAGGAAUGCUUAGUUGCAGCGGCCGGUGGAAGUACGUCACAUCAGGUCAGCUUUUCUUACUUUAAUGGCUUCAACUCUCUGCUAAGCAACAUGGAGCUCAUUAGGAAGAUCUACACCACCCUGGCAGGCAACUGCAAAGAUGUGGAAGUUACUAAAGAGGAGUUCAUUAUUGCUGCCCAAAGGUUUGGCCAGGUGACCCCUAUGGAAGUGGACAUCCUGUUCCAGCUGGCUGACCUGUCUGAGCCAAGAGGAUGUGUUGGUUUAUUUGACAUUGAGAGGACUGCACCUUUGGAGGAGGAAGCUCUUCCUUACAACCUUGCCGAGAUUCAAAGACAGCAGUCUGGUGGGGAUGGAUCUCGCUCGGUUCUGCUUCAGGCCGCUGAGUCGGCGUACAGGUUCACUCUGGGCUCUGUGGCUGGAGCCAUGGGUGCCACUGCCGUGUACCCCAUCGACCUAGUAAAGACCCGAAUGCAGAACCAACGUUCUUCAGGUUCCUUCGUGGACGAGCUGAUGUACAAGAACAGCAUUGACUGUUUCAAGAAGGUCGUACGCUACGAGGGCUUUUUCGGCCUCUACAGAGGCCUCGUACCACAGCUUCUGGGCGUGGCUCCCGAGAAAGCCAUAAAGCUUACAGUGAACGACUUUGUGAGAGGAAAGACUAUGAAAAAAGAUGGCAGCAUCCCUAUACCUGCUGAAAUCUUGGCUGGCGGAUGUGCUGGGGGAUCUCAGGUGAUCUUCACAAACCCUCUGGAGAUCGUGAAGAUCCGUCUGCAGGUGGCAGGAGAAAUCACCACAGGGCCAUGCGUCAGCGCUCUCUCUGUCAGCCGUGACCUGGGUUUCUUCGGCCUUUACAAGGGUGCAAAAGCUUGUUUCCUGAGAGACAUCCCCUUCUCUGCCAUCUACGUCCCCUGCUACGCACAUACCAAGGCGGCCCUGACUGAUGACGAUGGGCGAGUGGGACCUGGCAGGCUUUUCCUGGCAGGGGCGCUGGCGGGCAUGCCUGCCGCAUCCCUGGUGACCCCUGCUGAUGUAAUCAAGACCCGGUUACAAGUGGCUGCCCGUGCAGGUCAGACCACGUACAAUGGACUCAUUGACUGUUUCUGGAAGAUUCUGCGGGAAGAGGGGCCUCGUGCCUUCUGGAAAGGAGCUGAAGCACGUGUGUUUCGCUCCUCGCCUCAGUUUGGAGUGACUCUAGUGACUUAUGAACUCCUGCAGAGGUGGUUCUACAUAGACUUCGGUGGACAAAAACCAGCUGGCACAGAGCCUACUCCCAUGUCUCCGAUCAGCCUCCCGGCGCCCAAUCCUGACCACAUCGGUGGCUUCAGGUUGGCUGUGGCCACGUUUGCUGGCAUCGAGAGUAAAUUUGGACUGCAUCUACCACGAUUCGGAGCGCCUGCCGCCCCACACGUUUGAAGCAGACACAUCCACUUCAGCAGCACUGGAACAAACACACAUAUGAAUCUCUUCCUUCUUGUUGAGAACAGAAAACCUUCAGCAGAUGACCUGGAAAUAAUGUUUUAUGUGAUCGUUAGUGCAAAUGACAACUUUAAAGUACAACAUUAGAUGGGAUGAUAUGUAAUAUUUUUAAAAUCUACUACAAAGUCCUGGAUUCUUAGUGUGACUUUGAUCUAAUUUAAAUGUAAAUCAAACAUU